AUGCAACCGAUUCAAGAUCAAGAUCAAGAGAACUUACGAUCAAUCCCUCUUCAUGUCCGAAUCAUAGAUAUCUGUGAUAGAAUAAAUUUGCACCAAUUAACUCCAAAGAAAUUCGUGUUGGCACUUCUUACAAACUCGCACGAGUCUGUCGUUAAACGCCGAAUGAAAUGGUCAGGGAAAGGACUGCCAACAACAAUGGAACUUCUCAUGGAGCUUAUAUCACUAGUGAAAACAAACAAAGAAGGCCAGAAACUGUGGGAAGAUAUUGUACUUGAUGAAGCCGUUGAUAUUGCGGAGCGCCAGAAGCCAUCCAGCGGAAAUUAUCCUACCGGACUCUUUCAGAGUAGCCAAACAAUCACCUCCGACUUCUUCGAAGAAAAGACUCAGGAAAAUUUCGUCAAUUUGCUCACCAAGGAUGGGAUGCCGUUCAUAUACGGUCUUGUCUACAGGGUGCUAUCAAAAUCAAAAUCCAGCGAGGCAAAUGUUCCAGUAAAUUCCAACGAUCAGAUUACAGCCAACUUUGAUCACGAAGAUCAGGAAGGUCUCGAAAUGGAAGGAAUUACUUACAGCCACCUGCCCUCUUCUUUGACUCAUCGGAAAAAGAGUGUGAGCCAAUAA
Puccinia triticina is the source of this 618-nucleotide messenger RNA. RefSeq lists its product as uncharacterized. NCBI's taxonomy places the organism in Eukaryota, Fungi, Basidiomycota, Pucciniomycetes, Pucciniales, Pucciniaceae. The transcript has 2 exons. Bases 1 to 618 code for a protein of 205 amino acids. The record is from RefSeq and is a predicted model, not a curated record.